AUGUUAGGCAAAUUAGUUGUUACAGGGAUUUCCCUGAUCCUUGUCGUGGGUGUGAUCAUUGGCGUGGUGGCUACUGUCCAACGCAGCGGUGGAUCCGUUGAACAUACAGAGAGCUUGUCUCCGCAAAUGAAGGCUGUUGGCACACUGUGCCAGCCUACUUAUUACAAGGAGGCUUGCACCAACACCCUUAGCGCUGUGAACUCUACCGAUCCCAAAGAACUAAUCAAAGGAGGCAUAUUAGCCAUCUCGGAUUCAUUGAAGAAAUCUUCCAAUUUGACUGAUGAUCUCGUAGUCAAGAACAAUAGUGAUGAGCCCCGUGCCAAAAUGGCCUUGAAUGACUGCAAAGAGUUAUUGCAAAAUGCUUCUGAGCGGCUUCAGGACACAUUGUCAAAGGUGGGAGGCACUGAUUUACAGUCGUUAUCAGACCAUGCGGAUGAUUAUCGAACAUGGUUGAGCUCAAUUAUUGCGUACCAAGAAAUGUGCUUGGAUGGAUUUGAGGAAAACAGCCCCUUGAAGGCUCAAGUGCAAAAUAGCACGGACUAUGGGAGCCAGCUCACAGACAACGUUCUGAAUAUCCUUGCCGGGCUUUCACAAGUUCUUGGUUCCUUGGGGCUCAAGUUCAAUGUUCCCAGCACCUCUCGUCGGCUUCUUCAAGCUGAUGGUUAUCCCAGCUGGAUGUCUGCUGCUGACCGUAAGCUUUUGGCCUCACGCGGCAAUGGCGGGGCUAGACCAAAUGCAGUUGUGGCUCAUGAUGGCAGUGGGAAAUUCAAGACCAUCAAUGCAGCACUUGCCGCAUACCCUAAGGGUCUCAAGGGCCGAUAUGUUAUCUAUGUUAAGGCAGGGAUCUAUCGUGAGUAUGUUACUGUGACCAAGGACAAGCCCAAUGUGUUCAUCUAUGGUGAUGGUGCCCGCAGGACCAUCGUCACUGGAAACAAGAACUUUGCAAAAGAUGGCAUAGGAACCUGGAAGACCGCUACAUUUAUUGUUGAAGCAGAUGGAUUCAUCGCCAAGAACAUGGGAUUUUCCAACACUGCCGGUCCUGAUGGCCACCAGGCUGUUGCAAUCCGUGUUAAUUCAGAUAUGUCAGCAUUCUACAACUGCAGGUUGAAUGGUUAUCAAGACACAUUGUGUUACCAAGCGGGGCGCCAAUUCUACCGCAAUUGUGUCCUUUCUGGCACGGUGGAUUUCCUCUUUGGUUAUGGAUCAGUGGUGAUCCAAAACUCCAUGAUCGUUGUCCGAAGGCCAAACCCUAGCCAAUUCAACACGGUGACGGCUGAUGGCCGGAAAGAGAGGGGACAACCUGGAGGAAUUGUCAUUCAUAACUGCAGGAUUGUCCCUGAGCAGAAACUUGUCCCCGUGAGGUUCAACAUCAAGACAUACUUGGGGAGGCCGUGGAAGGCAUUCUCUAGGACUGUUGUGAUGGAAACACAACUAGCAGACUUCAUUCAGCCUGAUGGAUGGGCACCAUGGAGUGGAAACCAGUUUCUUGACACUCUCUACUAUGCUGAGUAUGCCAACUCUGGACCUGGAGCAGCAACUAAAAGGAGGGUCAGGUGGAAAACUCUUCAUUUCCUGAGAAGGAAUGAAGCUCUUCAAUUCACCGCCGGUGCAUUCCUUCGUGGUGGUCAAUGGAUUAGAAAAACCGGAGUUCCAGCCUUGCUUGGCCUGAGAAGAUGA
This is a messenger RNA of Populus euphratica (Euphrates poplar), 1677 nucleotides long. Its product is annotated as pectinesterase-like. Lineage: Eukaryota; Viridiplantae; Streptophyta; Magnoliopsida; Malpighiales; Salicaceae. The coding region runs from base 1 to 1677 and encodes 558 amino acids. Gene Ontology annotation, molecular function: enzyme inhibitor activity; pectinesterase activity. The transcript is spliced from 2 exons. Gene Ontology annotation, biological process: cell wall modification. The record is from RefSeq and is a predicted model, not a curated record.